AUGCCGUACUAUUGCACAGUGCCCCGGUGUACUUCAAUGGCUGGAAAAGCGAAAAAUGUGUCUUUCCACCAGUUUCCGAGGGAUGAAGAACUAGCCAAGUUAUGGAAUCAAGUGUUGAAACGAGGGAAACCAUACACGAAAUACUCUAAAGUUUGUAGUUUACACUUUAAACCUGAGGACUACACGUUCACCAGUGCGCAGAAAAACAGAGGACAAUGGAGGACUCUUCGAAAAGAUGCGAUCCCUUCUCAAAAUCUUCCAUCAGAAUCUCCAAUAGAUGAUUGGCAUCGUAAAAAUCCUAGCCCUUUUAAAUUUCCCAUGAGUGUUGAUACCAGUGUCCAACACCAGAUGGCGCAAGCAAUCUAUGUACAAACAAUGCUAGCAAUGCAGGUUGCAGGAGUAAAUGAUGCUGACUUUAAAGGACUUAGCAAUGGUCAAUCGUCACCGUUAAACACGGAUACCACUCCACCACCGCCAGAUGACAAUACUGAACCAAAUGCAGUCUCGACUGGCGCAAGUCGAUCAAAUACGGCGAAUGUUCCCGAAAAAGUUACAUAUGAAUGUAAUCAAUGCUCAAAAUGCUUCAAAGACCCUGAUGUAUUUAUUCUUCACCAAAGAAAUCAUAAAAAAACACAUCACAAUACUGAAACACUAAAGGCAAAUCCAAUUUUAGCUAAUCUUCUUAAAACUGAUUCUGACAAUGUAAACAAAAAUGUAAUCAGUAUAGAAAAUCAAAUUAUGUCUGCACUCACUGAAAAUAUGGCGAAUUAUUUGCGUAAUUUAUCGAGUAUUAUGAAUAAUGGCAACAAUAGCUAUGAAAUGGAGACAGGCGACAAUAUUGAGGAGUUUGAUGGUGUGAAUAAUAGUAAUGAUGAAGAUGAUGCUCAAAAUCCAAACAUCCAGGUAGAGUUUGGAAAUAAUGCAGAGAAAAUUGCCACUAACAAUAUUCCACUGAAUGAAGUCUUAGAAUAUGAACAAUCUGAAGAGUAUGCCAGAAGUGGUACAAAUCAAUUUUCCAUUAAUGGUGGUAGCAAUUCAGUUUAUAAUACACCAAAAGUUAUACAAACUGAAAACAAUAUUACAAACAUAGAUAAGACUAGGCAACAGCCUGGAAAUGUAGUAGAUAAUAGACAAGUCACUGACACAGACUGUGAUAAAUAA
This is a messenger RNA of Leptosia nina, 1161 nucleotides long. The record is from the annotation of a GenBank genome assembly. Lineage: Eukaryota; Metazoa; Arthropoda; Insecta; Lepidoptera; Pieridae.